This is a messenger RNA of Prorocentrum cordatum, 414 nucleotides long. The record is from the annotation of a GenBank genome assembly. NCBI's taxonomy places the organism in Eukaryota, Dinophyceae, Prorocentrales, Prorocentraceae.
AUGGGACGAGCUGACGGAGUACAUGGACAAGCUUGUCGGGUGGUCCGGCGACACGAUCAAGGGCUGGAAAUGUGCAAGGAGGUGGGCGCCUACCCCAAGUGCUCGUGCCCGGACUUCGUGGAGCCAGACUCGACCCCAGGCGUGAUGACGUGGGACGAGCUGCUGGAGUACAUGGACAAGCUUGUCGGGUGGUCUGGCGACACCAUCAAGGGCUGGAAGGGCACUGCGGCAGAGAUCCAGACGAGCGAGUCGUCCGUCGACGCGGAGAAGAGCUGCGAGGCUGAGGACCGGAGAGUGCGGGCUUUCUUGCAGAACAAGCUGGCCAAGGAGUGCGACAAGAUGUGCAAGGAGGUGGGCGCCUACCCCAAGUGUCGUGCCCGGACUUCGUGGAGCCAGACUCGACCCCAGGCGUGA